This is a messenger RNA of Drosophila ananassae, 2140 nucleotides long. Its product is annotated as protein phosphatase 1F. The record is from RefSeq and is a predicted model, not a curated record. The transcript has a single exon. Gene Ontology annotation, biological process: protein dephosphorylation. The coding region runs from base 186 to 1484 and encodes 432 amino acids. Gene Ontology annotation, molecular function: protein serine/threonine phosphatase activity. NCBI's taxonomy places the organism in Eukaryota, Metazoa, Arthropoda, Insecta, Diptera, Drosophilidae.
UGCAGUAUUUUCUUGACGAUACCGUUUGUUCUGAGAACAACAAACCAGAACGCAAACAAUAACAACAUAAAAACACAUAAAAGAUGCUAUUGCGCGGGUGAAUCAUCGCUAAAUAAGCAACAAUCACAUCCUAAAGUUGAACUCGGCGGGGGCAGCUCCAGGGGCACGCAAUCGACCCCGGAAACAUGUCAUCGGAUCCAAUUGCUGCGGAAUGUGCGCACCUUGUGGCGCUUAAACAGUUCUUGGCUGCUACGGCGGAAAAGGCGGCCGCCGUAAGCGAAGAGGCUACAAGUCGCAAUUGUGUAACCCGUACGAAUAAUGACACCUACAAAGUCUCCAGUGAUGAACGCCACGCCGAAUUGGUUUCGUCCAUUUGGCAGCAAUUGGUGCUGCGUGGGUGUCCGGAAGUGUUCCGGGUAAAGCUGCUUCACAAAUCUGUGCUUCAGGUGGAGCAUGAUCUAUGCUACGCCAAGGAAUGCGAGGUCUCUGGAGAGGGUCCGCUCCACUAUGAUCUUCUCAGGCUACAAAAGUUUGCUGCAAGCGAGUUGGAAAAGUUUCUCAUCAAGUUGACCGACAACUCGGAGAUGGAGCACCUGAAGGAUUAUGCCGACGAGGGCACUAUUUGUCGGACGGCCUCAGAGUGUGUGGGCCACGUGGAGGUGGCUCCUUGUCACACGUCAGCCGCUGUGAAGAACAAGCCCCGGAAAAUGGAGGAUCGCCACGUUUGCCUGGAGAGAUUUGGAGCAAUAUUUGGUCUAGAAGACAGGGAUGCUCGGUUCUUUGGUGUAUUCGAUGGCCAUUCCGGCUCCCUCUCGGCUAGCUAUGCGACCAGUCAGCUUCCCCAGCUGUUGGCGGAUCAGCUUAAAGCAAAUCCCGAAUCCUCUACCUCCCCCUCCAGUGACUUAUAUCGCGAUGCCUUCGAGUCGGCCUUUCUGCUGGCAGAUGAUCGCUUCUCGCAGAAGAAAAUCACCAGCGGCACCACCAGUGUUUGUGCCCUAAUCACAAAGGCUCAACUCUGCAUAGCCUGGGUUGGGGACUCCAAGGCCCUCUUGGUGGGCAAGCGAACGCAACUGCAGGUGGUGAAACCGCACAAGCCAGAACAUCCGGAUGAGAGAAGGCGAAUAGAAGCGGCGGGCGGCACAGUUCUCCACGCCCAGGGCCAGUGGAGGGUGAACGGCAUCCUGAACGUGGCUCGCUCCAUUGGCGAUUACAGUUUGGAAGCAGUGAUUGCGGAGCCCGAUUUUGUCGAUGUGCAGCUGAAUGAGGCUCAUGAUUUCCUGGUCCUCGGCACCGACGGCCUAUGGGACCAUGUGUCGGAGUCCUUUGUCAUUGACACCGUUUACGAGUCCCUGGCCGAUCCCACAACGAAGCUGGACGACAUUCCGAAGCUACUGAUUGAGGCCGCCAAGGAGAAUGACUCGCAGGACAAUAUCACGGCGGUGGUGGUGCUACUGAAGCCGCGAAUACAAAUCGGCAAUGAUUAGGAUGCGGAGAGAAGCCUUAAUAGACUGCAGCUGGAGCUACGGAAAUCCAAACAUCGAAAUUUCUCAAUUGUUACCCGCGCUGGGUGGGUACGGGAAAUCAAAUCUUAAUAUUUUCUUUAUUCGGACACGUUUUUGGUUUAUUAUUUUGUUAAAACGUAAAUAACUCAAAGCGUUCGACAUUCUCACGUGCCUAGCGUGGUCCUUGGACCGGGGAUUGUCCGGCCAGGCCACUUGUUUGGUUGCUCUUGAACAAGCUCAAUCAAAAUAAGUUAAGAGAAGAUCCAAGUUUUUGAGGCAGCUGUUGUUAACCGACACAAAAUUAUCACACAAAACGCACACAAAUGUUUAUAUAUAAUAUUUUAAAUUAGCAUUAGCCUGGAAGCACAUUUAUAUUUAUACAAGUUCACGUUGUUCACGGCCUCCAGUGCUUCCCGCUGUACGAUAAAAAGCAAAGCCAAGUACACAUAGACAUAGCCACGUACAUAUAUACACCUGCAACGAUAUUCAAGGAUCCCACGCAGAUUAAGUACCUUUUUAUACAUUGAAAGUUAGGAAACCAUGCAUUUUAUCGAGCAAGCCAAUCACCUUUUUAAUGAUACGCACCAAAAUUGUUUAAGAAAAUUAUUUAAUAUAGUAAAAAUAAAAUGUCACACAAA